Messenger RNA from Lactuca saligna, 1206 nucleotides. The record is from the annotation of a GenBank genome assembly. Lineage: Eukaryota; Viridiplantae; Streptophyta; Magnoliopsida; Asterales; Asteraceae.
AUGUUUGAAGUGUCGAGUGGGAUGAUGGCUUAUAAGGUAAGGCCCUUAGAAGAUAGCAAUGAACUGUUUCUGAUCGACAUAGUCCGAAGCUAUUAUGACGAUCAUGGACUCGUUGACGGACUUGACAAGUUAAAAGAUCCCACUAUCAAAGAUCGGACUGAUAUGAGGUCUUUUCAUAAAUUUAACGAAAUUGCACAUGAGUGCAUUAACAUGGACAUAAAGAAACGCCCCACGAUGGAUAGGAUCAUCAAGGCGAUUGAGGAAGCGUUGGAUUUCCAAAUGUCUGGCAUCUCCGAAGGAAUCAACUCAGUGGAAUAUUACGAUGACUUUUGGGAGCCACUUCUGCCACAGGGUUACCAAGAAAUCGUUGCGAGGGCGGUUCCACCGUUGGAUUUUGACUCUAAAAAGCAACUCUACUUUUGCUUAUCGGACUCGCCUAUUUUCCUCGAUGAUGGCUACCUGAGCUUCCAACUAGAUAUGGAGAGUGGGAAAAAGUGUUAUAUGUUGGGCGCAAAGCAGCUAUCAAUUGAAUGGCAAGAUAACCCAAACUACUGGGAAUGGGGACAUACACUUAAAUCAAGGUUUCCACAAGUUUGUAUACUUAAAGAUGUAUGUUGGCUUGCUAUCCAUGGCAAAAUAGCAUCUAUGAUGUUGUCGGGAUACACUACAUAUGUAGCAUACCUUGUCUUUCGAACUACUAGCAAUUCACGAGGACUUUCUGUGCCCGCUAAAACAACGGUGAAUUUUCAUGGGGUAAAAAUCGAGACCGAAAAUGUGUAUCUUCAAAGACCAGAGGCUAGGGAAAUAUGGCAAGAAAAUGAUAGGUUUCCUCAUAGGAGAAAGGAUGGGUGGAUGGAGAUCAAAUUGGGAGAAUUUAUUAAUUACAAUGAAGAAGAUGCUGGUGAGGUUGAGAUGGCUUUUGACGAGGUUAAGCAUUUAAACUGGAAGCGUGGUCUUAUCGUGGAGGGCAUUGAGCUUCGACCUAAAUCUACAUCUACUGAUCAACAUUCACCAUUUGUAAAUCACACAUACACACACAAACAGAGGGAGAACGAGAUGAUCAACGAAGUAGCCAGUCGAUCGGAAUUGCCAAAACCUCGUCAGCCAUUGGAAUUGCAAGAACGUCAUCAGCCAGGCAUACUUUCACGAAGUUUUCUACAAAAAAUAUUAUGGAAGUGUACGAAAACUAACAAAAUAAGAAAUUGA